Salvia miltiorrhiza (redroot sage) is the source of this 546-nucleotide messenger RNA. Its product is annotated as high mobility group B protein 6-like. Lineage: Eukaryota; Viridiplantae; Streptophyta; Magnoliopsida; Lamiales; Lamiaceae. The record is from RefSeq and is a predicted model, not a curated record. The annotation marks the transcript as partial. The transcript has a single exon.
AUCUCCGGGCAUCAGCGGCCGAGAAGCGGCCGCAAACCGCUCCAACCAAAGAACUCGUGGUCGAAUCCUUUGGACACGAAGCCAAAUAUAAAAGCUGCAGCUGCAGUUUGUUUCGAGGCAGAUGAGAAUAACAAGGAGAAUAUUUUCUCCACCCCUGUAAAAAAAGAGUGUUUUGAGAUCGAGUUGUUGGAUGCAUCUCUAGCGGAGGAGCUGAGCGCCAUCCGCGAGAAGCUCGAGAGACUGCGGAUUGAUAAGGAGAGAACUGAUGAGAUGCUGAGAGAGAGAUCCCUCUUUCUGGAUUCCCAGAUGAAGGAGAUCGUUGACAGAGGGAUGUUGCAGAAGCAGCUCGAGAUCGAGGUUGAUCGCUUGUUCCGAUUGAGGGAGAUCAAGCUAUCCUGCACCCAACGCCCGCGCACACCCAUCUCAAUCAGCGCAAUGAAAAAGAAGAAAAUUCCGGGCCACAGACCCAUCUCUUCCGUGACGUAUUGAGUGUAUGGUCAGCCUAUUGUAAGAACAUAUGAAUGCUAAUUCAGUUUUCUUCUAUCA